CUAAACUACAUAAAUAGAAAUAGAAAGCUAUAAGCUAAGGCAAAGAGCUCAUCGCAGACGUUUACAAUCAGAUACAUACCAACCAAUUUAAACAUUAUACAAUCUUGCUUAAACUGAAGAAGAUUUUCGCAACUUAAUAUAUGUAAAGAAAAGUUUAAUUAUAAUAUUUUUGUUUUGUAUUUUACUUGAUUUGGAUACCAUACUGAAAACAAAAAUUGAUGGAAUAAUAAAAUAACAUUUUCUUCUUGCUGACAGUAAAUAAAAUUCCUGUUGUGUGAGUCCCUAAAAUUAAAAAAGAAAAACGUGUUUUCUGUUCGAUUCAUGUAAUUAAUAAAGUAUUUAUGCCCUGUGUAUUAAAUGCUUCCUGGCAGAAGGAGAUAUUAUUGAAAGCAAUAUCUUUCUGUGUUGACAAUAACAUUCUUAUUUGUGACACAUAGUUGCAAUGAUGUUUUAAGAGAAAAAUAUUUUCAUAGAAAUUUAAUGUUUGCACUAUGCUUGGAAGUUUCUAAGUGAAUUUAAUGAUUGUUGUAAUUAAAAAGUAUGCAAUAAGAAGUAAUUUCGUUUAAAUGUUUUGUGUUUGUUAUAUCCGAACAAUUUAUUUAAGCAGGCCUGAUAAAUUAAUCAUGAAGAAUGGAAUUUGCAAUAAUCUAACUAACACUUUGGACGAACUUUUCCAUGAAGUGCAUUAUUAAACAGUUGUAAAUAGGUUUUAAUUGCAGGUAAUUAAACUCUCUCAUACAUUCAUAAAGCACAUGUGAUUUGAUAUUUAUAUGCAAGUAAUAUAGAUUAUGAUUUUCUUGUUGACACAGAGAAAAUAUUUUUUAUAUGCAGUUUGUGCAAUUUUAAAUUGUGAGAUAAAAUUAAAUUUUCUUAACCCUCUCAUAUUUAUGUUAAUUUAUAAAAGCAUGCAUUUAUAGUCUAUGAUGAAACAUUGAUACAAAAAUUAGCAAUCUAAUUCUUUUUUGAAAUAUAUAUAUUUGUAAUGUCAAAUCUUUUGAAUCAGCGAAAGUAAAAAAAAAUAUAUAUAUAAUGUCUGACUUAAAAAUAUAUAUUGUUCCAUAUUUUUGUACCAUAUUUGCCCAUAUAUUGUAAUAUAUAUUGUACCAUAGUUACCCAUGUGCGUGUGAAAUAAAUUGCAAAUGAAAUCUAAUUUGAUAAUUUCGUGUUCAUAAUAGUAAACAGCGUUACUGUUUAUUUUUGUAAGAAGUUUUCCUAAUAAAAAUGACAUUCAUUUUGCAGUGUGUCUAAGAAUACAUCCAUUCAUAGUGUAUUAAAUUUAAAGGGAUUUUCUACAUAAAGAGGUUCAUAGUUUCUGCAGUUUUUUGUGCAAAAUAGAAAUAUUAUUAAAGUUGGUGGAAAAAUUUUUUUGCAUUUCAAUAUAAUUUAAAUUGAUCCUUUCAGUCACAGAUGAACCUAUUAAUAAAUCAUGUUCUUGUUGUAAAGUGAUCAUAUUUCUACAGUAUUUUAUUUUGCUUAUUUAAAAAAUUUAGUCAAAGUAAGUGAGUUGAUACAACAGGAUCAUUUUAAAUUAUGUGUUAUUGAAGGCCUCUUUGUGCUAUUAAAUGACUUUUGCAGUGAAAAUUAUUUUGAAUUAUUACCUUCAUUUUAAUCAAUGGCUAAUUAUUUUUCUAUUAUCAAGUUAUAGCUAUUUUUUUCAAAUAAGAAAGAAAAAGCAAGAAUUUUAAUUUGAAUAGAGAAUCUGUAUUUUUUCUUACAUUUAUGCAUUUCUUUUUUAAUAUCAUUGCUAAGUGGAUAUAGUAUGUCUUCAUUUCUUGCAGCAUAUUUAUGAUUGUUAUUCUAGAGAUCUUAUUCAACUACACACAAUUUAUCUACACUUAUGAUUAAAUUUUUUCUCAGAAAAGUAAACACAUACUGUAAAAGUGUUUUUCAUCCUGUAAGAUAACCUUAUUCUUGUGAUAUAUGUAACUAGAUUUUUUUCUAAAAGAAGUAGUCUCACGAAACACUGCAAAUUUCAUAUUGGCGAGAAAUCCUACUCUUGUAGAAUAAGAAGAGUAUAAUAAGAGUUUUUCACAAAGAGAUCUCACUAAGCACAACCGUGUUAAUAUGGAUGAGAAGCCUUAUUCUUGUAGUAUAUGUAAUAAGAGUUUUUCAAUAAAAGGUAAUUUGACUCGACAUAGUUGUGUUCAUACAAGUGAGCAAGUUUAUUCAUGUACUAUAUGUAAUAAGAGAUUUUCAACUAGAUCUAAUUUAAAUCAACAUAGUCGUGUUCAUACUGGUGAGAAACCUUAUUCUUGUAGUGUAUGUAAUAAGAGUUUUACACAAAGAAGUAAAUUGACUGAACACAGUCGUGUUCAUACACGUGAGAAGCCUUAUUCUUGUAGUAUAUGUUAUAAGAGUUUUUCAAUAGAAGGAAAUUUGACUCGACAUAGUCGUGUUCAUACUGGUGAGAAACCUUUUUCUUGUAGUAAAUGUAAUAAGAGAUUUUUAAGUAGAUUUAAUUUGAUUCGACAUAGUCGUGUUCAUACUGGGGAGAAACCUUAUUCUUGUAGUAUAUGUAAUAAGAGUUUUUCACUAAUGUGUCAACUGACUGAACACAGUUAUAUUCAUACAAAAGAGAAGCUUUAUUCUUGUAGUAUAUGUUGUAAGAGAUUUUCAGCAAGAAGUAAUUUGAUUCGACAUAGGCGUGUUCAUACUGGGGAGAAACCUUAUUCUUGUAGUAAAUGUAAUAAAAGAUUUACAAGUAGUGCUUCUUUGACGCUACAUUAUCGUGUUCAUACUGGUGAGAGACCUUAUUCUUGCAGUGUAUGCAAUAAGAGUUUUACACAAAGAAGUAAAUUGACUGAACACAGUCGUGUUCAUACACGUGAGAAGCCUUAUUCUUGUAGUAUAUGUUGUAAGAGAUUUUCAAUAAAAGGUCAUUUGACUCGACAUAGUCGUGUUCAUACUGGCGAGUAACCCUUUUCUUGUAGUAAAUGUAAGAAGAGAUUUUCAGCCAGAAGUAGUUUGACUCUACAUCAUCGUUAUCAUACUGGUGAGAAACCUUAUUCUUGUAAUAGGAGUUUUUCUCAUAGAAAUAAUCUAUAUAGGCACAUUCGAGUUCAUACCGGUGAGAAACUUUAUUCUUGUAGUAUAUGUAAUAGGAGUUUUUCUCAAAGAGAGAGUCUAUCUAUGCACAUUCGAAUUCAUAUUGGGGAGAAACCUUAUUGUAGUAUAUGUAAUAAAAGUUUUUCACAAAUAGAUUUGUCUAGACCCAAUUGUGUUCAUACCGGCGAGAAACCUUAUUCUUGUAGUAUAUGUAAUAAGAGUUUUUCACGAAAAGAUGGACUGACUGAGCACAGUCGUGUUCAUACAGGUGAGACGCCUUAUUCUUGUAGUAUAUGUUAUAAGAGAUUUUCAUCAAAACGCACUUCGACUCAACAUAGUCGUGUUCAUACUGGUGAGAAACCUUAUUCUUGUAGUAUAUGUAAAAAGAGUUUUUCUCAUAGAAAUAAUCUAUUUAAUCAUAUUCGAGUUCAUACUGGCAAGAAACCUUAUUCUUGUAGUAUAUGUAAUAAGAGUUUUACACAAAGAAUUCAAUUGACUGAACACAGUGGUGUUCAUGCAAGUGAGAAGCCUUAUUCUUGUAGUAUAUGUUGUAAGAGAUUUUCAAUAAAAGGUAAUUUGACUCGACAUAAUCGUGUUCAUACAGGUGAGAAGCCUUAUUCUUGUGAUAUAUGUAAUAAGAGACUUUCAGAUAGAGGUAGUUUGACUCGACAUAGUCAUCUUCAUACUGGGGAAUAAACUUUAUUCUUGUAGUAUAUGUUAUAAGAGUUUUUCACAAAUAGUUCUAAAUAAGCUCAUUGGUGUUCAUACUGGUGAAAAACAUAUUUCAUGUAAUAAGAAUUUUUCAAGGAAGGAUUACCUAACUCUUCACAUUCAUGUUCACACUGUUUAGAAACCAUAUUCUUGUAUACGAAAAAAAAGUUUUUUUUUUAGUUUAUGAGCACCCAACUUGUUAUAGUUUUAUUCAUGCUGAUUAAAAACUGCAUUGUUAUGAUAUGUGUCAAAAGGGGUUUUUUUUCUUCAAAAGACUGACUUUGAUGUUUGUGUUUCGUUGUUUUUUUUAGUUUAUGAGCACCCAACUUGUUAUAGUUUUAUUCAUGCUGAUUAAAAACUGCAUUGUUAUGAUA
Messenger RNA from Parasteatoda tepidariorum (common house spider), 4130 nucleotides. RefSeq lists its product as uncharacterized. Gene Ontology annotation, biological process: regulation of transcription by RNA polymerase II. Lineage: Eukaryota; Metazoa; Arthropoda; Arachnida; Araneae; Theridiidae. The record is from RefSeq and is a predicted model, not a curated record. Gene Ontology annotation, molecular function: DNA-binding transcription factor activity, RNA polymerase II-specific; RNA polymerase II cis-regulatory region sequence-specific DNA binding.